AUGGCUGUUCUGUCUCGCGUCAUGCUGGCUGCUGCCGCCGCCGCUCUCGGAGUUUCUGCUGCUACAGUCACUUUGAAUUUUGACGAUGUUGCCGUCUCCAACGCCAGGCAGUGCGGCCAGACCGCUUUGAACCAGAAGACAGCCUACAACGGCUUUCUCAUUACCGGUGGCGGCGGAGUCGGCAUUUUGAACAGCACGGCGACACCCAACUGCCCAACUGAAGAGGAGACUCGCCCUUACCCCUCGUGGUCUACCUCUGGCUCCAAUGUUGUCUACAACAGCAAUGGAAAGCUCAAAUUCACAGUUCAAGGGUCACAAAAGAUUAUCAAGUCUUCCUUUGAUGUUGAUCUUAUCUUCUACGACAGCGAGCUUUUCUUGAACACCACUGUGGAGAUUCAGACCACUCUGUCCGGAGGAGAGCAAGAGCUAUAUGUUUUCCACACUCUUGAAGAUGGAUUCGGUCCGUAUCACAUUGAAACUACUGGUGCCCCUGCUACUUCCGUUCUUAUUGAGGCCCUUGCCAUUGAGCCCAUUGGCGAAGGCCCAACCAUCAACACAGAUCUUGCUGUGGACACUAUCGUAUUUGAGCUUGCAUAA
Messenger RNA from Trichoderma aggressivum f. europaeum, 597 nucleotides. RefSeq lists its product as uncharacterized. The record is from RefSeq and is a predicted model, not a curated record. Lineage: Eukaryota; Fungi; Ascomycota; Sordariomycetes; Hypocreales; Hypocreaceae. The coding region runs from base 1 to 597 and encodes 198 amino acids. The transcript is spliced from 3 exons.